Messenger RNA from Gordionus sp. m RMFG-2023, 2199 nucleotides. Its product is annotated as syntaxin-binding protein 1-like. Gene Ontology annotation, cellular component: secretory granule; plasma membrane. The record is from RefSeq and is a predicted model, not a curated record. Bases 32 to 1735 code for a protein of 567 amino acids. NCBI's taxonomy places the organism in Eukaryota, Metazoa, Nematomorpha, Gordioida, Chordodea, Parachordodidae. Gene Ontology annotation, molecular function: syntaxin binding. The transcript has 14 exons. Gene Ontology annotation, biological process: vesicle-mediated transport; intracellular protein transport; neurotransmitter secretion.
AAUUUUUUCAAUCGAUAUUCCGUAGUUCAUUAUGUCACUUAAAAACAUAGUAGGACUAAAAAUUAUGAAUGAUGUCAUUAGUGCCCAACAUAAAAAAGGUGAAUGGAAAGUAUUAGUAGUUGAUCAUCUAAGUAUGAGAAUACUUUCUUCUUGUUGCAAAAUGCAAGAUAUAUCUGAAGAAGGAAUCACAGUUGUUGAAAGUAUAGAUAAGCAAAGGGAACCGUUACCAAUGCUAGAAGCUAUAUACCUCAUAACCCCGACUGAGAAGUCUGUUUCCGUUCUCAUCAGGGAUUUCGAUAAUCCACUUCAUUACAUGUACAAAGGCGCCCAUGUUUAUUUUACUGAAGCCUGCCCAGACGAACUCUUCAAUACCCUCUGCAAAUCGGGCAUAGGCAAAAUGAUUAAAACCCUCAAAGAGAUCAAUAUAGCUUUCCUCCCUUACGAAGCUCAGGUUUAUUCUUUGGAUUGUCGAGAGGCCUUUCAAUAUUUUUACAACACUCAUCGGAACGCAGGUCGACUCGCCCAUUUGGAAAGGGUUGCCGAACAGCUGGCUACUUUGUGUUCGACCCUAGGAGAAUACCCUAUGCUCAGAUAUAGAAGCGGGCUAGAUCGCAACGUAGAACUGGUGCAGCUAAUGCAACAAAAGUUGGACGCGUACAAAGCCGACGACCCUAGCAUGGGUGAGGGUCCGGACAAGGCCCGGUCGCUUCUGCUUGUCCUGGACCGCGGGUUCGAUCCCAUUUCCCCCUUGCUACACGAGCUCACGUUCCAGGCCAUGGCGGAAGACCUGCUCGACAUCAAGAACGACGUUUACAAGGCCGUGACCAAACAACUAAAAAAAUUCGCCGAAAAUAAGAGGCUCACCAACUCUUCAUCGUCCACUUCCGCCGGCGGGGCCAAUGCCGGCGCAUUAGCGCCUUCUAGCGACAAAGCCACCCUCCGCGAUCUUACCCACAUGCUUAAACGUAUGCCCCAGUACCAGAAGGAACUCUCCAAAUACGCGACGCAACUUCAUUUAGCCGAAGAUUGCAUGAGGACUUACCAAGGGAGAACUGAUAAGCUUUGCAGGGUCGAGCAGGAUUUAGCUAUGGGAACGGAUGCCGAAGGCGAAAAAAUUAAAGAUCACAUGAAAAACAUAGUGCCCAUCUUGCUCGACCAAAACGUGGCUGUCAAUGACAAAAUUCGAAUAAUCUCCCUCUACAUUAUCAAUAAAAACGGUAUAUCGGAAGAAAACUUAGCCAAAUUGAUCCAACACGCCCAAGUGCCCAUUAGCGAGAAAAGCCUUAUAGUCAACAUGCAACUGCUCGGCGUUCCUAUAAUUCAAAAUGGUACCAAGAAAAAAAUGUGGACUUACCCAAGAAAGGAACGAAUAAACGAAAACACCUAUCAAAUGUCCAGAUGGACACCUAUCGUUAAGGAUAUCAUGGAAGAUUCUAUAGAAGAUAAAUUGGACAUGAAAACGUUCCCGUACUUCGGGAUCAGAAAUCCCACUUCGUACGGCAGAAGCGUUCCUACUAGCGCCAGAUACGGGCAUUGGCACAAGGAGAAAGGUAUAGCCACUUUCAAAUCCGUUCCGCGCCUCAUCAUAUUCAUAAUGGGCGGAGUCACGUUCUCCGAAAUGCGAUCAGCGUACGAAGUUACCCAGUCCUACAAAAAUUGGGAAGUCAUCAUAGGUUCGACCCACAUCAUAACGCCUGAAAUGUUCCUGCAAGAUCUCAAAGACUUGAGCAAUUAACAUCAAUUAUAGCCGUUUUCAAAACAACUCGAAAUUAACAAAAUUUAUUACAUUCCUUUUUAUAAAUAAUUUUUGAAAAUAUUUUAUUAAUAUAGAUUGGUUUUCUUUUUUAAAAAAAAAGUUAAAUAUUUUCGACAGCCUAUUUAAGUGUAUUAUAAUAAGCAAGCUUCCAUAUUUUAAAAUAAAUAAAUUAUUUAUUUCUUAAAUUAAUCAAUUUAAAUAGAUAUUAAAAUACAUUAUACAUAAUAAUAUCAUUAGAAUAUCAUUGUGGGUCCAUAUGUUUUUGUAUAAUAACCUUAGGAUCAAGUCUUAGUUUUGUAGCAAUUUUUAUUUUCCCCAAUAAGUCAAAUCACAUAUAUUCUUUGUAUAUUUUUUUUUAUUGUAUACGUUAUAUUUAGCAUCUUUAAAGUUUUGAUUUUAUAAUUAUUAUGUUAUUAUACUAAAGUGAAAAUUGUGUUUUUACU